GUGAUGAUGUGAUUAUUCUUUCUGACUGCCUCAGUAUGUCAAGAAUACAUUUUCGAUAUUACGUUCAAUCUGUCACUUGUGAAGUCUAAUAUUCCAUUCAAAAUUGGAAGAUGUGGCAACCUUGCCAACUAACCUCACAUUCUGAGCCUCAUCUUUCAAUGCUAUGUAAACGGAAAAUUAUUGAUGUUUUAAACUCAUAUUUGUGUCUCGCGAUUGUUUAGCUAAGUUUUCAAAAUGCCUUACAAGUGCUGCGUUCCUAAUUGUGUCGGUAAUUACGGGAAGGGUCCGAAGGUACACGUAUUUUCGUUUCCAUUGAACGAAAACUGUCGUAGAAGAUGGCUCAAUGCAAUCCCUCGUAGUGAUUUAGUGGUUACAAAAAGCACCCGAGUAUGCAAUUUGCACUUUGCUGAGGACAGCAUCAUUCGGGAAUCCACAUUCCAUGACGAAAAGAAAGGACAUAUCAGGCAGAAGAAGCCGAGAUGAGAAAUUGAGGGACAAGGAACAAGAACAACUACUUAAAG
Acanthoscelides obtectus is the source of this 521-nucleotide messenger RNA. The record is from the annotation of a GenBank genome assembly. Lineage: Eukaryota; Metazoa; Arthropoda; Insecta; Coleoptera; Chrysomelidae.